AUGGAUUCUCCGGUAGCUGACAGUGGCUCUCCCAUCAUACAGAGACGCAGGAAGAAGAAUGUCAAGAAAGUAGUGCUCUUCUCCCUCAUGGUGUGUGGUGCCAGUGGUACCGGUCGCACAACCUUCGUAAACACACUCUGCGGCCAGCAGGUCCUCAAGUCGAAAGAGUCAGAUGAUGCUGCGAAUGCGCAUCUGGAGGAAGGCGUGAGAAUCAAGCCAUACACAGUCGAGCUCGAGCUGGACGAGGAAGGCACACGAGUCUCGCUGACCAUCGUCGAUACUCCCGGCUUCGGCGACCAGAUCGACAACGAGUCUGCAUUCGGCGAGAUUGUUGGCUAUCUUGAGCGACAGUACGAUGACAUUUUGGCCGAGGAAUCAAGAAUUAAGCGUCGACCUCGAUUCCGGGACAACCGUGUCCAUGCUCUGCUCUACUUCAUCACACCCACCGGUCACGGCCUGCGAGAACUCGAUAUCGAGCUCAUGAAGCGUCUCUCGCCUCGCGUUAACGUCAUCCCAGUCAUUGGCAAGGCCGACUCCUUGACACCCGCCGAGCUCGCCGAAUCGAAGAAGUUGGUUAUGGAGGACAUCGAGCACUACAAGAUCCCCGUCUACAACUUUCCCUACGACAUUGAAGAGGACGAUGAAGACACCGUUGAAGAGAACGCUGAGCUGCGUGGUCUGAUGCCGUUUGCCAUCGUUGGAUCGGACGACGUCAUGGAGAUCAACGGUCGCCGAGUCCGCGCGAGACAGUAUCCGUGGGGUGUGGUUGAAGUUGAGAAUCCAAGACACUCAGAUUUUCUCGCCAUUCGCAGCGCUCUGCUCCACUCGCAUCUGGCAGAUCUCAAAGAAAUCACCCACGACUUCUUGUACGAGAACUACCGAACGGAGGCCUUAUCCAAGAGUGUUGCCGGCGGCACUGUCAAUGCCCAAGAUCAAUCCAUCAACCCUGAGGACUUGGCCAACCAGUCCGUCCGUCUCAAGGAAGAGCAACUCCGCCGCGAAGAGGAGAAGCUGCGUGAGAUCGAAGUCAAGGUCCAGCGCGAAAUCAACGAGAAGCGACAAGAAUUACUGGCCCGCGAGAGUCAGCUUCGAGAAAUCGAGGCUCGUAUGCAGCGAGAGCAGAGUCACGCAGAAGAGCUCAACGGUGGAGCCGUCGACCGCGAGUAG
This is a messenger RNA of Cyphellophora attinorum, 1167 nucleotides long. RefSeq lists its product as uncharacterized. Lineage: Eukaryota; Fungi; Ascomycota; Eurotiomycetes; Chaetothyriales; Cyphellophoraceae. Gene Ontology annotation, molecular function: GTPase activity; GTP binding; molecular adaptor activity. Gene Ontology annotation, cellular component: microtubule cytoskeleton; cell division site; septin ring. The coding region runs from base 1 to 1167 and encodes 388 amino acids. The transcript is spliced from 4 exons. Gene Ontology annotation, biological process: cytoskeleton-dependent cytokinesis. The record is from RefSeq and is a predicted model, not a curated record.